Messenger RNA from Scheffersomyces stipitis CBS 6054, 2447 nucleotides. It is a transcript of the gene RAP1, whose product is annotated as DNA-binding transcription factor. Gene Ontology annotation, biological process: telomere maintenance via telomere lengthening; regulation of DNA-templated transcription. Bases 391 to 2376 code for a protein of 661 amino acids. The record is from RefSeq and is a predicted model, not a curated record. NCBI's taxonomy places the organism in Eukaryota, Fungi, Ascomycota, Pichiomycetes, Serinales, Debaryomycetaceae. Gene Ontology annotation, cellular component: shelterin complex. Gene Ontology annotation, molecular function: telomeric repeat DNA binding. The transcript has a single exon.
CUAACUUUGUACGCCAGAACCAGUUGCAACCAGGAAUUUGCAAAAUUGCUGUGCUCAUCAACGCUGUUUACUGUUUGUGUUAUUGCCGUGAAACCGCCACUGUGCAGCGUCUUCAAAUUCACCGUUGCUAGUGUAUAGUUUUGUGUUUGUGAUUGUUUAUAAAGUUGAUUACAGUUAGAUCUCAAUAUUGGAGUAUCGCGUUGUAGCACUUUUAGGAAUUACGUUCUUUCAACAAAAAGAACUACAUUUGUCUGCUGUCAACAACGUGGGUAACAAUUAACCAUUAGAAUCAUUUGACAACUAGCAAUUGCCCAUCACCAAUAGUUAUUGCCAACUACUAUCAACUUUUCAGUUCACUUUUCUGAUUUGAUAUCACUAAACUUGUGAAAUAUGACGUUCUCCACGCUCCAUUUCGAGGGAGAAAACACUCCUCGUCGUACCGACCGCAACUUGCCAUUGCUGAUGAACUCGCCACAGAGAUCGCCCUACAAUUCGCGUUUAGGCUUGGAAAAAAGUACGCUCUUCACCAAUAGAGAAGGACGCUCUAUUCGGUUCUAUAUGGAGUACCUGGAACCACGGCGUCUCCAUUACAAAGCACUCAUCGAGACCCAUGGUGGGGUUCUUCUCGAUCAUCUGGUCACCGAUUGCUUUUGGUUAUCGACGAAUCCACUCACUGGUCGUCGUAGCUACCGUGUGCAAUACAUUGAUGACUGUGUUCGUUUAGUCACGUUGCAAGACAUUCGUAUAUAUAGUCAUCCUGACUUCAAUAUCGAUACCAAUCUCUUGCACCGUGGUGCUGGUGAUACGACUUCAGGGAUGGAAAUGGAUCCGACAUCUGUAGCUGCUGCUGUCGUCUAUGGUGAUGCUCAGCCGAACCCAAAUCUUUCUUCUGCUGCAGACUUGCCCUCCGACUUUGCUCUAGCAACUGCAAGCACUUCCCUCAGUCCAGGUACUGCUCCAAAGGUCAGAACACAUAACCGGUUCACACCUCAAAAGGAUGCGUUCAUCUUGGAGGAAGUAAGAAAGCAUCCGCGAGCAAGACACAGCCAUGAGUUUUUCCGUAACUUGGCCAAGAAUGAAAUUCUCAAGGGCCACACAGGUAACUCUGUAAGAAGUAGAUUCCGCAAACACUUGGAAGCUGAUUUGCAAUAUGUCUACCAACAAGAAUCAGAUGGAAAUCCUCUGAAGGAUGCACAUGGCAAUUAUAUUCCCACUAAAGAAUUACCCCAGACAUUAAAAAACAAGUACACUGCUGAGGAUGACUACUAUCUAUGCACCGAAGCCAAGAAGUAUAUUUUGGCAAAAGAAAGUGCCAAAGAUGGCGGCGAGGGUAGAGGUAGUGGCAAACUCCCUGAAUUGAAGGUGUUAUUGCCCUAUUCGUUCUUCAGUAAUUUAUGUCGUCCCGACAGAGGGGGUCAAGACGAAGUGGCAGAUUCUGAAAAUAAUCCUGACAAGAGGAACAAGAAACACAUUGGCCAAAGGCACACUUUGCACUCGUGGAGAGACAGAUAUAGAAAGUUCGUAGGAGAUGGAACAAUUGAGAAAUACAUCAAACUGUACGAGGCUAGUGAAAAUCCCAAGCCUUUGGAAAGGCGGGGAGUAAUCAAUUCCUCAUCCUUAAAUAAUAUGACAGGUGAAUUGAGAGAAAUUGUGGGUUCCAAUGCACGGAACCGCGAGGAAAGAGCUUUGGAUGAAGAAAUUGGACAGACCAAAAGUUCAUUAAUAGGAGUUCCCGACUUAAAUAUGUCAGCUGGUGAUGUUUUGGAAUCAUUGGAACCGAUUGAAAGACCUACAAUGAGAGAAAUUGAGGAGGAUGAAGAAAUCAUAGAAGACAUCGAAGUUGAUGACAUAGAGGAUAUUGAAGACUUUCAAGAUGCUUCAACUCAACUAAGCAGUAUACAGGCCAACUUUGAAGAUGCUGUGAAUCCUGGCUCUCAGGAUUCACAGAGUGUGAUGAAGUAUAUUGGGAAAGGUGUCAAAUUUGAAGAUUUGUUUACGGAUCCAUCUGUGUUAAACUACGAUUUGGUCAGCAAACUCAACACUGCCCUCCGUAGCAUUUCAGACGACGUUCAGGAGUUGGCUGAAUGCCUAGAGGAACUUGGAUUCAAGCAAGCAUUAGUAGAGCAUCUCCUCUACUCCACCUGUUGUGAUAAAACGCGGUUGUUUUUUCUUUUCAGACAUAUCUAUAACAACUUACAAGAUAAUCUUGUGCUGGAUGGUCACAUUCCCGUCUAUGAACUUUUGCAACCUCCUGACGAAGGAGGCUUUUGGACGAAGGAACAGGACGACUUAUUGCAAGCUGGCAGGGAUGACGCUUUGGAAGUGCAGAACAAGAGACAGAUCCGGACACGUAGGGAAUUCCUCAAUAAGUUGUGAUAAUUGAAAACUUCGCAUUUGUAUAUUACUAACUAAACUAUUUGUAUAUUAGUCUACUAUUUAACUUGUAA